CCUGAUGGGAAUGGUGGUCCUUGACUCCUUAUACCUUUAUUUAGCAAGCAGUUUUUAUUGGUUCAAAAAUCAGAAAUCCCUUUUUCUGACAAUGGUUAAGCCUCUUUCUUACAUAUUUUCCUUUUUCACAGCACUCAUCCUCCUAUUAUCACCAUCCAUUUCUGCUCAGAGCAGAAGCAAUAUACCAGUUGGUAAUUCUCUCUCAGCCAUCAUCAAUGGUUCUUCGUGGCUUUCACCUUCAGGCGAUUUCGCCUUCGGCUUUCACCAAUAUCUCAACCACACUAAUCUGUUCUUGCUUGCUAUCUGGUAUGCCAAAAUACCAGACACAAUUGUUUGGUUUGCAAAUGAAGGUAACCCUGUUCCACAAGGAUCAUCAGUGACAAUCACUACUGAUGAAGGUCUAAUACUCAGUAAUCCUCAGGGGUCCAACUUGUGGAAUACCUCUUCUGAUUUAAAUGGCAACGUUGUUAGCUACGGCUUCAUGAGUGAUACCGGAAAUAUGAUCCUCACAAGUAGCAGUGAUAGUAAUCCAGUUUGGCAAAGCUUUGAGCAUCCAACAGACACUUUGCUGCCUACUCAAGUUAUGAACAUAGAAGGUGCUGUCGACUCUCGGCUUUCGGAAACUAAUUUCACCAAAGGCAGGUACCAACUGCGCCUGCAAACAGAUGGGAACGCGGUCUUGCAUGUAAUGGACCAAACCAUUUACUGGGCCGAUACUCGACCUUACUUUGCUAGUAACACUUGGAAUCCUCCAAAUCAAGGUAAGCAAGUUAUUUACAAUGUAUCAGGGCAGAUGUAUGUAGCGGCAGAAAACGGCACCGCGGUGUAUAAUUUCAUCCCUGAAGACACAGUUAUAGUGUCUAGCAGAGAUUAUUAUCAGAGAGUAACUCUGAGUUUUUAUGGACUUCUUACAUGGUAUUAUCACCCAAGAAAUUUUACAAACAAUGAAGUUGGUUGGUCCAAGAUGUAUUCAAUAAUAGUAAAUAUCUGCAAUGUAGGGUGUGGGUUUAACAGUAUCUGUAGUUAUGAUGAUGUGGCUCAUAGUAUCAGCUGUGAUUGCCCUUCUCAUUAUUCUCUGGUAGAUCCUACUGACAAGUAUGGCAGCUGCAAACCAGAUUUUCAGCUUUCGGAAGAUGAUGGAAAGGAUGGUGUCUUCGUUGAAUAUAAUCUAGUACGACUUCAGAACACUAAGUUUGAUAGUGAUAAAUGUGAUAAAAGGUUUGAAGGUAUCACUGAAGAACAAUGCAAGAGUUCAUGUCUUGGUGACCGUUUCUGUGCUGUUGCUACCUGGGUGGGGGAUAAGGACACCUGCUGCAAGUAUAAGCCGCUGUUCUCCGGUGGAAAUCAUGACAGGAAAGUUAGCGAGACCGCUUGGCUGAAGGUAGGAAAUGGUACGUACUCCACUGCCCCACUCAUCACAAAAGAGAAAACCAAGCUGAACACUGUAGUUUCAGUCCUAUUAGGUGGCUCUGUUUUCGUAAAUUUAGGAUUAUUAAUGGUGGGUUUUUUCUUCAUCUACCGUAAAAAGCAGCUUAGAAGUGUUAAACAACCUCGUAAAGAGUAUGAUAAUGUCCAUUGCUUCAGCUACAAAGUUCUUGAAGAAGCGACUGAUGGAUUCAAGGAAGAGUUAGGAAGAGGGGCUUUUGGGGCUGUUUACAAAGGCGUGAUUGGAGCAGGAAAUUACCUAACUUUUGUUGCUGUCAAAAAGUUGGAUAGGAUAUCUAACAAUGCUGAUAAGGAGUUUGAAACAGAAGUGAAUACAAUAGGCAAGACCCAUCACAAGAAUCUAGUUCGACUUGUUGGAUUUUGCAAGGAGGGUGAUCAGCGGUUGUUAGUCUACGAAUUCAUGAGAAAUGGUAGCCUAGCAGAUUUCCUAUUUGGUGAUCAUAGGCCAAGCUGGGAAGCAAGGAUUAAGACUUCUGAAGGAAUCGCGAGGGGUCUACUGUACUUGCACGAGGAGUGCAGCACUCAGAUCAUUCAUUGUGAUAUAAAGCCCCAAAACAUACUUCUAGACGACCAUCAGAAUGCACUUAUUGCUGAUUUUGGGAUAGCAAAACUUAUGGCUCAAAACCAAACGCACACAACAACAGCAAUCAGAGGGACCAAAGGGUAUGUAGCUCCUGAAUGGUUCAAGAACAAACCGGUGACAUUGAAGGUAGAUGUGUAUAGCUUCGGGGUUAUUUUGUUGGAGAUCAUAUGUUGUCGAAGAAGUGUAUGCAUGGAUCGUAUAGAGGAGGAAGAAGCCAUUUUGACAGAUUGGGCAUUUGAUUGCUACUUUUCUAACAGAUUAGAUCAACUUGUUAACGAUGACAUAGAGGCGAUUAGUGACAUAAUACGACUGAAGAGGUUUGUAAAGAUUUCCCUUUGGUGUAUCCAAGAAGAUCCAAGUCUCCGACCAAGCAUGAGAGCGGUUACACAGAUGCUUGAAGGCCUUGUUGAAGUGCCUGCCCCUCCUUGUCCAACUUCAAUAGCAUCAGGCACUAGAUAAAUGUUAAACUCCCUAGCUAAAAGUAUUCCUAUCAUUUGGCUUUGUUUCUUUUUAUGUAUCAGGGGAAGGAGUGGAAAAUUCACAAAACUAUGUCUUUUGUUUCAUCUUAUAUGGUAAUGUGGCAUGUGCUAUACAAGGCUUUUCAAUCAAGCUAGAGUUUGUUUUUUAACUUACAUCCUUUUCUAUAGAAUAGAGGGAACAAUAACCCAAACUUACUACUUCCUACGUCUCAUAAAGAACCAAUGUAUCAUUUCAGAAUUUUUUUCAAACUUUUCUUUUUGAAACAAUAAA
Messenger RNA from Spinacia oleracea (spinach), 2779 nucleotides. Its product is annotated as G-type lectin S-receptor-like serine/threonine-protein kinase LECRK4. The record is from RefSeq and is a predicted model, not a curated record. The coding region runs from base 5 to 2488 and encodes 827 amino acids. Gene Ontology annotation, biological process: protein phosphorylation. Gene Ontology annotation, molecular function: protein serine/threonine kinase activity; ATP binding. Lineage: Eukaryota; Viridiplantae; Streptophyta; Magnoliopsida; Caryophyllales; Amaranthaceae. The transcript has a single exon.